Helianthus annuus (common sunflower) is the source of this 3601-nucleotide messenger RNA. Its product is annotated as protein unc-13 homolog. The record is from RefSeq and is a predicted model, not a curated record. The transcript has 25 exons. Bases 153 to 3506 code for a protein of 1117 amino acids. NCBI's taxonomy places the organism in Eukaryota, Viridiplantae, Streptophyta, Magnoliopsida, Asterales, Asteraceae.
GGGGGUAAAAAGGGAAAGUAAAAAGCGUGCAAAAGGUCAAGGAAUCCGGCUUUACGCCGUCUGCUAUCUUCGCGCGUCUCCAAUAUCUUUCUUUCCUGCCUGCAUCAUUUGAACAACAAGAUACAUGUGAGCGGAGAAUCCCAAAUUACUCUAUGGACUCUUCUCUGCUUCACCGUUACCGUCACGAUCGCCGUAAGCUUCUCGAUUUCAUUCUAUCCUCCGGUUUAAUCCGAUCAUCUUCCACUUCCGAUAUCGAUUUUGACUCUAUCAGCGCUGAUUACGUCAUCGAAUGCAUACAAUCCGGUGGAGAUCUUGAUGUUUCUAAAGCUACCACGAAGCAAAUUGAUGAAUCUAUGUACCCUACAAUGAUACACUCCCAAGGGGGACACGCAUUUUUUCUUUUGUCUGAUCCAGACUCUGCUGGAUCUCCACCUCAACAUGCACCACCCUCAGUUGAGGACAGUUAUGAUAGACAACGCUCAUCUAUCCCUGUAUUUUUUCCUAAUGGCUCAGAAGCAACUGUUUCUGGGCAUGAUUUAGAAGUGAAUCGUUCCUAUGCAGUACCCUCAAGUUCAAAGUCUGCAAAGAAGACAGAUGUACCUUCUUUGGGACUCCCAGCUUUAAGAACAGGAUUAUCGGAUGAUGACUUGCGGGAAUCAGCCUAUGAAGUACUGCUUUCAUGCAUUGCAUUUUCUGGGAUUUCUAUUCAUUCUUCGGAGAACUCAAAGAAAGAUAAGGGCUCUAGAUUUCUGACUGGGUUAAAAAAUAGGCGAGGUAAAAGACACCUCAGGUCCCAUUCUGUUGAAAACCACUUUGAGCACAUUGACAACAUUCGAGUUCAGAUGCAGAUUUCAGAGGCAAUGGAUGAAUGCAUUAGGCAAAGGCUGAUGCAGUUUUCCAUGAGAAAAUCUCAUGUGCAAUUUGAUAUUCCUCAAAUCGUUAUUGAGCUCUUAAGUGGCAUACAACAGAAUGAUUUUUUGGUUGAACGGUCUUACACACAAUGGAGGAAACGUCAGGCAAAUGUUCUAGAAGAACUCUUCUCAUCCGUCAAUUAUCAUGAAAUGCAAGAACUUGGCAUUUUACUUGACAAGAUUAGAAAUCCAGAGGAAUGGAAUGUUAUUAUGACUCCUGCUGAACGUGCUGAAGUCCUACAAGCUAUUAGACAGGUGGCAUCAUCACUUUCCUCUAAGCGGGGAAGUUCUCAUAUUCAAGGUGGAUCAAAUUACUGGAGUGCUGGUUAUCACUUAAAUAUAAGACUCUAUGAGAGGUUACUGUUUGGAGUAUUCGACAUUUUGGAUGAAGGCCAGCUCAUUGAGGAACAUGCUGAUUAUUUAAAGCUUGUCAAAUUGACUUGGGGUACAUUAGGCAUAACUCAGAAGAUGCAUGAUGUUUUAUAUGGAUGGGUGCUUUUCCAGCAGUUCAUUGAGACAGGAGAACUUCAACUACUCGACCAGGCAAACCUUCAAUUACAAAAAGUAUUGUCUGGCAGCUUUAAAGAGGGAACCGAGGAACAAUGUACAGACAGCCUAAUGUGUACAGUUGCUGACAAUGCUAGUGAAAUCAGAUUUAGCUUGGUGCAAGCAAUAUUUCGAGCAAUAAGCCUCUGGUGUGAUAGUAGACUUCAUGAUUAUCACCUGCAUUUCCGCGAGACGCCGGUUUUCUUCCAGAAGCUGGUUUUCAUGGGCUUAACUGUUGCAACAGCUAGCUCUGGUACAGACAAUGAAGUUAAGGUCAGGUUGUAUGUUGAGAGAUCUCUUAAAGCAGCAUGCGUGCGGAUAGAAGAUACCAUAAGUCUCAUAUCUAAAAUGGAGGGAAAGCAUCCAUUGGCUUUGCUUGCAACUGAAGUAAGAGUGGUUGCUGAAAGAGAAAUGUCUGUGUUCACGCCUGUUUUGUUCCAAUGGUGUCCAGAUGCAGGGGUCGUAGCCAGUGUACAUUUGCACCAAUAUUAUGGGAAAAAACUGAAACCAUUUCUAGAAAAUGUAUCCCUUUCGGACGAUGCUAUAUCAGUGCUUUCUGCAGCUCAUAACUUGGAGCAUUACUUGAUUCAAGCUUUUAACUCUAAAGAUGGAGAAAAUGAUGUUGGGUCAUUUUUCAUUCAUGAAAUUGAUUUCUACCAGAUUCAUAAUAUAAGCCGACCAAUCAUUCUCGAUUGGCUGAUCUCACAGCAUGAACGCAUAAUAGAGUGGACGGGACGUACUUUCCACCUUGAGGUCUGGGAACCUUUAUCAAAUCAGCAGAAGCAAGCAGCUUCAGUUGUGGAAGUUUUUAGGAUUGUAGAGGAGACAGUGGACCAAUUAUUCGGGUUGAGUCUUCCAAUGGACAUCGCACACUUGCAAGCGUUACUUUCAAUAAUUUUUCAUGCCCUAGAUGGCUAUUUGCAAAAUCUGGUUAGCCAGUUAGUCGACAAAAAACACUUAUAUCCUGCCGCUCCCCCUUUGACCCGUUACAAGGAGACAAUGUUCCCGAUAGUCAAGAAACAAGUGCUUGAUAGCGUUAUUCUCGAUGAAGAAGUGGAUGAGAAGCUAAAAGGGUUGACAGCUGUCAAACUUUGUGUCAGAUUAAAUACCCUUGAAUAUAUGCAGAAGCAAAUUGACGUACUAGAAGACGGAAUUAAAAAAUCAUGGGCAUCUACUAUGGUAUCUGGAAACAGUAGAGACUCUAAAUUGUCUAUGGGAACUACCGAUUUUAUGCAUGAAGAUAGUGAAGCAGUUGAUGAACUAUUUGUAGCCACUUUUGACACCAUCAGGGAUUCAAUAGCCGAUGCUAUCAGAAAAAUUUGUGAACUAGUUGGAACAAGAGUUGUCUUCUGGGAUUUAAGAGAUUCUUUUCUUUCCCGUUUAUAUCAUGGUAGCGUUGAAGGAGCUCGGUUGGAGAAUUUCUAUCCACAAAUUGAUAGUGUCCUCAACCAAGUAUGUGGUCUAAUUGACGAUACACUUAGAGACAGGGUGGUGGCUAGUAUAUGUAGGGCUGCGCUGGAAGGUUAUGUAUGGGUACUACUGGACGGAGGUCCUUCUUGCGCAUUUUCUGAUUCAGAUAUCACCAUGAUGGAAGAAGACCUUAAUAUGUUAAAGGAUCUUUUUGUUGCUGAUGGAGAAGGUCUUCCUCGUUCUCUAGUGGAAACCGAAUCAAAAUUUGCCCAUCAAGUUUUGAGCCUUUUCUCUCUAGAUGCUGAAUCAGUGAUCCAUAUGUUGAUGAUGGCAAGUGAAAACAUGUCCACCGGAUUUGGAUCUGGAAUUCUCGGACAGAGAUCUUUAGAGGAUGCUAACACGUUAGUACGCGUAUUAUGUCAUAUGAAGGAUAAAGAAGCUUCCAGAUUUUUAAAACUGCAUUAUCACCUGCCUCCAUCUUCAGAUUAUGUUGAUUCUCCAUCCAACGAGUCAACUCCAAAAGCAGCCAUGGGAGCCGAGUUUUUAAGAAGCGCAUCAGUCAGAUGGGGAGAGAAAGGUAAUACUAGCUUUAGACUGUUAAAGAAGAGAUUUCAAGGAGGUUCGUUUAGAUGGAGCUAGAUUUUUCAAUAUUAUAUAAAUUUAUACACCGAACUGUCUGCUGCUUCAGGAUAUUAGUUCAUAUUGGUAGUAUCAUAUUCAUUUAGUUUAUGUUG